AUGGCGAAAUUAACCAAGGAACGCACCUACCCGCUGAUGAGCCGCCGGGAGAUCGAGGCUCAGAUUGCUGAUGGGAGGCACAUGGUUAUCGUGGACGGACAUGUUCUCAAGGUCGAUGCCUUUAUGCAGUUUCACCCUGGUGGUGACAAGGCGAUGAAGCACAUGGUGGGGAGGGAUGCUACGGAUGAGGUCAAUGGGCUUCAUUCCCCUGAGGCGAGGGCGAUGAUGAACAAGUAUCGCGUUGGAAGGAUUGAAGGAAGGUGGAAUAAUUUCUUGCCGCCUAUUCAAGGUGGUAAAUUUAGGAAACGGCUUGAAGAUGGGGCAAUGGAGUUGGAAGAGGAGGAUGAUUCUGGACGGCUGUCGGCUCCGGCGGUGACGAUAACGGCAGACACACUGUCGAGCAAGCUGGAGUCUAGACCACCCUCGCCAGUGUUUGAUGUUGACGGUAGUGCUUUGCGGAAGAGACAGGUGAAGGAAUCAAUGGGGUCGAGUGCUGCGUCGAUAACCUCGGCAUCGUCGCUAGAGGAGUCUCAUGGUUAUGAGAGUCUACCUCUCGACGGCAUGGCCCACCUCGACAUCCUCACACGCAAGGAGAUCAAGCUUGACCUGGACAAAUACCCGGCUGUUGACCAGGAUACCCAAGAGGUCAUCGUCGAGAAGUACCGCAAGCUCCACGACCGCAUCAAGGCUGAUGGGUUGUAUGACUGCAACUAUUACGCCUACGUCAUCGAAUGCUCCCGGUACAUCACCUUUUUUGGCCUGAUGCUGCUGUUCCUCAAUUGGAAGUGGUACAUCCCCAGCGCUUUCUUUCUUGGUGUUUUCUGGCAUCAGCUUGUCUUCUCCGCCCAUGACGCCGGCCACAUGGGGAUUACGCACAAUUUUCAGGUUGAUACCAUUAUCGGGAUCAUCAUUGCGGAUUUCUUGGGAGGGUUGUCGUUGGGAUGGUGGAAACGCAGUCAUAACGUCCACCAUAUUGUGACAAAUUCGCCGGAGCACGACCCCGACAUCGAGCACAUGCCGUUUUUUGCUAUUUCCCACCGUUUUUUGGAGAGUCUGAGGUCGACGUACUACGAGCGGAUCAUGCCGUACGAUGCUGCUGCCAAGUUCUUCAUUUCGAUGCAGCACAACUUGUAUUAUGUCAUCAUGCUCUUUGGGAGGUUCAACCUCUACCGGUUGUCGAUGGAGUAUCUGGUCCUCGGGCAGGGGCCGAAAAAGGGGGUGGCGGCCUGGCACCGCUGGUUCGAGUUUGCUGGACAGGUCUUUUUCUGGUAUUGGUUUGGGUACGAGCUGCUGUACAAGUCCGUCGAUGGCGGUUGGAACAGGUUCUGGUUCGUGAUGGUCAGCCACAUGGUGACUUGCCCGCUGCAUGUGCAGAUCACGCUGAGCCACUUCGCCAUGUCGACGGCUGAUUUGGGGGUGGAUGAGAGUUUCCCGCAAAAGAUGCUGCGGACGACCAUGGAUGUGGAUUGUCCGACCUGGCUGGACUUCUUUCACGGUGGUCUGCAGUUUCAGGCGAUUCACCAUUUGUUUCCGAGGAUUCCGAGGCAUAACCUGAGGAAGACGCAGAGGUUGGUGCAGGAGUUUUGCGAUGAUGUCGGGAUUCCGUAUGCGCUCUUUGGGUUUGUGGAUGGGAACAAGGAGGUGAUUGGGAGGUUGGGGGAGGUGGCGAGGCAGGCGGCUAUUUUGAAGAAGUGUCAGGGGGUUAUGAUUGGGGAGGGGAGGGUGGAGGAUCAUCAUCAUCAACAUCACUAA
Molecule: messenger RNA, 1752 nt
Organism: Podospora bellae-mahoneyi
Lineage: Eukaryota; Fungi; Ascomycota; Sordariomycetes; Sordariales; Podosporaceae
Exons: 1
Coding region: 1-1752 (583 amino acids)
Biological process (GO): lipid metabolic process
Cellular component (GO): membrane
Molecular function (GO): heme binding; oxidoreductase activity, acting on paired donors, with oxidation of a pair of donors resulting in the reduction of molecular oxygen to two molecules of water
Source: RefSeq, a predicted model, not a curated record